This is a messenger RNA of Paramormyrops kingsleyae, 3226 nucleotides long. It is a transcript of the gene slc25a47b, whose product is annotated as solute carrier family 25 member 47b. Lineage: Eukaryota; Metazoa; Chordata; Actinopteri; Osteoglossiformes; Mormyridae. Gene Ontology annotation, molecular function: transmembrane transporter activity. Gene Ontology annotation, biological process: transmembrane transport. Gene Ontology annotation, cellular component: mitochondrion. The record is from RefSeq and is a predicted model, not a curated record.
CCAUUUCUGAGGCUCUUGAGAUCCAUCAUAUGCUUAAUAGAAUCAAUAGCCCAGCAGUCAUCAGAAAUUGCUCUGAAAUCAAAAGUACCUCCUGUCCUCCUAGUCAAAAGUAGGAACAGCAAUUAGUCUGUUCAGAUUUGCCUGCGCGAAAUGGGGUGAAAGGGCCUUUUUACAGCAGCCGUGCAUCAAGCUGUGAACUGUCUGAUGCAAUAGCAGCACUGAGUUACAUGAUUGGCGUGGAAAGCAAGAAAUUGGAUUCACAGGAAGGCGCAAGACGCAGCUCCCAGUACUCUACAAGAGACGAGGUUUACAACAGAAAGUAGUGAUUAGCAUAAUAAUGUUCACGCUGAUCUUUUUGAAAGGUAUUAUUUAUAGACCAGAACCAGUGACUCACAUGAGCCUCAUUAACCUACUGCUAAAUGGGGACAAUCUUCACAUCAAGCAAAUCACAUCAAUCAAAUGUUUACAUCGGCCACAAAUGCUUGGUUACCGCUAUCACAGUAAAAUGAUAUGACUUAAGUAAUGACGGUAUUCAUUACAGUUCAGGGAAAUGUUUAUAGCAACAUAUAUAAGAGAGAACAUAGCGUCGUUUUCCAGGCGACACCUAUAAGCCCACAAAUCCUUAAUGGUAUCUUUCAUGGUUGGCCUUCAUGGAAUGGCACAUUCCUGAUGUUGGCCAGGACACCCAGUCAUAGGUCUUAAUGCAAUGCAAAUCUCCGUAGCAGAUUUAAGCCAACAGUUAUUUCUGGUACUGAACCCAGACAAGCGUCUCUCCAGCAGCAAUUACAAAGCGAGUAAUCCUAUCUGACCCAGAGGGGCUUGUUCAUCUAGACGAAUCAAAAAGCUGGCCAUUCCCAGAGCCAGUCUCAUUUGUGAAACAGAUGAGCCAUCAGCCUUCAGAGGACCCAAUGGCAGGAGCCGUGUUGUCCUUGAAGCAUGCAAAUGAGACGAGGGUGCCAAAUGUUACAGUAGUCACAUUCGCUGUGGAAUUUGGUUGAACAGGUUCUACAAGGGCGGUGCACCUCCAUAACUUCUGGUACUGCAAAAAGAACAUGCCUUCCAGAGACCGCAUGCCUAGUUGCCCAAUGACCAGUCACAAGUUCAACAAGUUCCUUGUCAAGGUCUCGGAGGCAUUCUACACCUAUCAACAGAAACCAGUGGCCUUCACAAGUCACAUCUAUGUUCCUCUUAUGUAAAUAAGAGGAAAAAGAUUAAAAUCAGUAGGCAAGGUUGAAACCUGAAACUUUCAAAUGCCUUUGCAAAUGAAAAGGUACUAAUCAUAUGACUUAGAGAGACAACGCAUUCUUCACCCUUGAAGUUAACUAAUCAUUAAUAUGAAGAAAAUGUCACCUGUGGCUACAACUCAUGCACAUAAACAAGCUCAAAAAGGCACAAGGCAGAUUUCGCAAGGGAGGUUUUUGUCAUGAUUCAGCAGGUCUAUAUCCAUCUUUAGAAGCUGAAUUGCUACACUCCCUCAGACAGGAUUACAAAACAAAGCACAGGACCAGACUAAUCUCAGGGGCUCUUGGUGUGGCUGUAGGGUAUCCCUUGGACACAGUGAAGGUGAGGAUACAGACCCAGAGGAAAUUCACGGGGGUGUGGCACUGUGUCCACAGCACAUGUAAAGCAGAAGGGGUGAAUGGGUUCUACAAGGGCAUAUCCAUGCCGGUCACCACCGUGUCCAUUAGCUCCUCGGUGGUCUUCGGCACCUACAGGAACUGCCUGCAGGGUCUUCGCAUGCUGCGUGGGGGGGGUGCUGAUACCCCUCCCCACAAACUGGACAUCUUCCUGUCGGGCUUGGCGGCGGGUGUGGCCCAGGUAUCGGUGAUGUCCCCGGCUGACAUCGUGAAAGUGCAGCUUCAGUGCCAGACGGAGCCCUAUCAGGGCUCGACCUUGGACUCGAAACCCAAAUACCGUGGGCCGAUACACUGUCUGCUGACUAUUGCCCGCGAGCAGGGACUCCUGGGCCUGUACAAGGGCGCUGGAGCCCUGGCCCUACGUGACGGUUCCUCCUUUGCCACAUACUUCCUGACCUACAAUGUCGUCUGUGGCUGGCUGACACCAGCAGAGCAGAAGCAACCAGAUUGGGCCGUGAUCAUGCUGGCUGGAGGGGUAUCGGGCAUGUGUGGCUGGUCCCUGGGGACGCCCAUGGAUGUGAUCAAAGCCCGCCUGCAGGUGGACAGCGUCACCCAGAGGAGGUACAGGGGCUUUGUGCACUGUGUCACCGAGAGCGUACGCCAGGAGGGCCCCAGCGUCCUCUUCAGGGGCCUGGGCCUCAACUGCCUACGUGCGUUCCCCGUCAACAUGGCCGUGUUCUGGGCAUAUGAGCUAGUGCUGCGCUUCCUGCGUCCAUCACCCUAGAUGGCUCAUCCCUAAAUCCCAGAGUUUACAAGCAGACUCCUUAUCUGCUUUAGCAGAGGGAAGUAUGAGGCGUCACAGACCACACGCCAUCAUCUAGCAGCCUUGAGUAUAGUUUUAACGUGUUUAUAGUAGUGCUGUCAAACGAUUAAACUUUUUAAUCAGAUUAAUCACAGGGUUGCUGUGGAUUAAUUUCGAUUAAUCAUGAUUAAAUAUCAUUCAAUUUUAAUCUAUAUUAAUCACAUUUCAUUUUGCAUGAGCAAACAGACUCGAGAAAAAAGGUAAUAUAUGUGCACUUAACAUGUUUAUUGAACAUCUUGAACAUGAGUUGGAUGCAUUCUAUCUGCCACAGAAGUGCAAUACCAUGGACCCAUAUCAAAAAGCAAGAUUUUUUGCUUAGCCGGACAACUUGUCAGAUUUAAGGUACCUCAGUUUAAAUGGUCUUUAUCUUCAUUCACUUACAAUUAGCCCGAACUACCGUAAAUCCGACAAAUAAUCUGAUUUAUCAUGAAAUCCAACUGUAGCCCGGUUAAUUGCCAUUGUUAGCAAUAUCAGUUGAUAACACAUUACGCGCGAUGCUUUACGUAUAAAACUCCAUAUCAACACGUCCACAGAUAACUUGGACAGUAUAGUGCGUGCCACCGAUUUAAUGAACCAUAAAUGAGUAGUGCUUAAACAGUAUAAAACUACAACUUUCCCUUCUGUUGAUAAAGAACAUAGCAAUCUUGGAUUCUGAAUUCAGGAUCCUCUAUGCUGCUCCGAGAUAUUUCUCUCGAUCUCUGAGAAACGGGAGCGCGCAUGUCGUCACUUCCGGCUUCAAAACUGGAAUCCGACUCGGAAUACGAGUUCCCAGGGCAAAUGGAAUGCA